CUGGAAAACCAAAUUCCAACCACAAUUCCAACACCUGGUUCACAUUCACAAGGAACCCUCUGGAACCUUCUUCGUUCAUCUUCUUCCUCUGUUUUAAACCCACGUCGCAUCCAUGCAAUUUCUUUGUCCUUCCUCUGUUCUUCCCGGCCAAAAAUGUCCGGUGGUGGUUGUUGUUACUAUUCUGUUCUUGGCCUGUGUAAGCAAGCUUCUGCCGAUGAAAUCCGAGCAGCUUACUGUAAACUAGCCAUGAAAUGGCAUCCCGAUAGGUGGAUCAAAGACCCAGAAAUGGCCGCUGAAUCUAAAGCCCGGUUUCAGCAAAUUCAACACGCUUAUUCAGUUCUAUCAAACAAGGGAAAAAGAAGCAUAUACGACGCCGGCUUGAUUUCAUUUCUGACCGACGAGGAUGACGAAGGAUUCUGCGAUUUCAUGAUCGAAAUGGUAUCGUUGAUGAAGAGCGCCACAGAGCAGGGGAAGAAGAAGAAGAAGAGGAAGAACAGUUUGGAGGAUCUAAAAGGAUCAUUAAUGGCGAUGAUGGGAGCCGAUGAACAGGUUGAAGAAUUAGGGCUCGACUGGGGUUCUCCUCCUCCACCACCUCCUCUUAAUGCUACAAAAAGAAGUCGAUUUGUUUUUUUUCUGAGAUUUGAAACACGUUUUAGUCCCUAAAUUAAUUUAGAAUUUAGUUGUGAGAAUUUAGUAUGUAUUUUCAGUUUGAUAAGAAUUUAGGUUACGUUUAUCAAACCAUAAUAAAAAUUGGUGUAAUAGAAAUGAGAUUUUAAUAGGCAUGACUUAUAAAUUCAAUUGGAUUCUUUU
Benincasa hispida (wax gourd) is the source of this 810-nucleotide messenger RNA. RefSeq lists its product as uncharacterized. Lineage: Eukaryota; Viridiplantae; Streptophyta; Magnoliopsida; Cucurbitales; Cucurbitaceae. The record is from RefSeq and is a predicted model, not a curated record.